Molecule: messenger RNA, 942 nt
Organism: Pieris rapae (cabbage white)
Lineage: Eukaryota; Metazoa; Arthropoda; Insecta; Lepidoptera; Pieridae
Gene: bc10
Product: bladder cancer-associated protein
Exons: 1
Coding region: 223-462 (79 amino acids)
Source: RefSeq, a predicted model, not a curated record
UAAUGUCAAAAUUGUCACCGUAAAAACAUUAUUUAUUAUUGUCGAGUAAUUUUUUAGUUCCUACGCAGAUGAAAUAAUUACCUUGAGCCUAAGCAUUAUUUGCAUGCAUUAAACAACUGUAUCCUAUUUACAGAAUAUGUUGAUUGCGAUAUCAAUAUCACCUAUUUGUGAUUCUAAACGUGUGAGGUAAUCAAUUGAAAUCGUGUAUACGACACCGGCAAAAUGUAUUGCUUACAAUGGCUAAUUCCUGUGCUCUUAAUUCCAAAACCUGUUAACCCUGCAUUAAUUAAUACACACGUUAUGUUUAUGGUGUUAUAUUUGAUAGGAUUUUUUCUUGAGAGGAAACCUUGCACAGUAUGUAGUGUAGUGUUUAUGGCUGCUGUUAUUCUCAUUUGCUACAGUGGCAUUGGUAAUUGUUUAUUUUGGGGCAGUCAGUGUGAAUCGGAGAAGUACGAAACUUAGUACCCAGUCUGAAUCGAAGAAGUACGGAACCUAGUAUAAUCUACAACUACGAUAUCCCAAUGUGCUCAAAAUCAAAAAGUCCAUAUGGUGAGCGAAGUAAACAUUCAGCCAAAUACUUCUGGUGAUAUCACAUUAACCAACAGGGUUACAACAAAUAUUUUUGUAUAUAAAGGUAUUUUUCGUUCAUAUUUUUUAAAAAUUGUUAUUUGAGUCCCUUGUUGAUAUGUGCCGAUUUGUACUUAUUUAACAUUGUUGUGUUGAUUAUUAAAUAGUAUGUGAUUAUUGUACAGUUAUUGUUAGUUAUAUUUAAUAGGUGUAUAUGGAUUGUGAUCACUAUUUAUAGAUAUCAAUUUCACAUAGAAAUGUUUUUAAAUAUCAACUCCUCCUUAAAUACUUUAUAUAAAUCAUUAUCUACAAUGAUUCCUUGUAAAUGAAAAAUUUAUUCUGUUUGGUAUUAACCUCAUUAUGUAUGUAAUACAA